Messenger RNA from Arabidopsis arenosa, 843 nucleotides. NCBI's taxonomy places the organism in Eukaryota, Viridiplantae, Streptophyta, Magnoliopsida, Brassicales, Brassicaceae. The record is from the annotation of a GenBank genome assembly.
UAACUCGAGACAUUUACUUAAAAGUUAGGGUUUUGUCUUUUGUAUAAAAAACACAAGGCGAUAUAACGAUGGAGGAUAUUUUUCCAGAUUGGAUUACUGAGGACGAACCCCCAUAUAUACAGUACGAUGCUGGUUCAAUGCCUAAGAAUGCAUAUCCGUGGGUAAGACGCGGUGAGGAUGAGGGGCCUGAUCUCACCCCUGAUGAAGAGUUGCACCUCUUGACAAAACAAGUCACGGAGACACAGGGUUUCGACGUCGAUUUCAAGCAGUUCUGCUGCGUUUUUAAUUACCGACCCGUUGAUUAUGAUGACACCGCUUUCGUCGUGAAACCAGAAACCCCCAGAGAGUUAAUGGAUAGGCUGUCUCGGGAAUCCCUUGCGGGUUACAAUGAAAGAGAGGUUAUCAAAGCCAAUCUUUGCACUACUGGUACUCCUGCCGUAAUGUAUUUCAUUACCUUCGAAGGUAAGGAUCCUUCGUAUGAUCAGCCAAGAGAAUUCCGAGCUAAGGUCUUCUAUCUUUAUCAUUACCCGCCCAAGUACAUCUUUUGUGAUCUGAAACAUGAGAAAAUGGUACGUUUGCAAAAGUAAUUGUUUCUAUGUAAUAACAAGGCAGCUUUUGGAUCAAUCAUAUAUAGAUUGACAUAGGAACACAAAAUCCCUUGUGACAGUUGACCGAUGCUCAUAUAUACUUGUAUAAGGAGGACUUGUACUAUGCUUACUAGUAUUUGCCUUGUUUGUUUGGUGUUCUCAAAGCCCCAGAUUCUGAUAUGUUUGUUGUUCAAACUAUAACUAGCUAGGCUUCAGCUUCUUUGUUUUCCAGCAACAUUAAAAAUGUUAUUAUAAG